AUGUUACAGGCUGUGUGGGCCGGCUGGGGCCAUGCCUCCGAGAACCCGAAGCUGCCGGAACUCCUGCACAACAACAACAUCUCCUUCAUCGGUCCGGGCGAGUCGGCCAUGUGGGCGCUCGGGGACAAGAUCGCUUCCACCAUCAUCGCACAGAGCGCAAACGUGCCUACUAUGGCCUGGAGUGGCAGUGGGUUGAAGAUCGAGUGGAGUGAGGAGGCCCUGAAAGCCGGCAAGUCCAUCGAGGUUCCGCAGCAACUCUUCAAACAGGCAGGUGUGGAAACUGCCGAGGAAGGCAUCCAGAGUGCCACAGCGAUCGGGUACCCGGUGAUGAUCAAGGCUUCGGAGGGCGGCGGCGGCAAGGGCAUCCGCAAGGUUGAGACGGAGGACGACUUCCCGGCCGCGUUCCGACAGGUGCAGAACGAGGUGCCGGGGUCACCCAUCUUCAUCAUGAAACUGGCGAAAAGCAACAAGGUCAUCAGCGAGGUUCUGAUAGCGAAUAACGGCAUUGCGGCGGUGAAGUGCAUGCGCUCCAUCCGGCGCUGGGCCUACGAGAUGUUCCGCAACGAGCGCGCCAUUCGCUUUGUUGCCAUGGUAACUCCUGAGGAUCUGAAGGCCAACGCAGAGUACAUAAAGAUGGCAGACCAGUACGUCCCCGUUCCGGGCGGACCCAACAACAACAACUACGCCAACGUCGACCUCAUCCUCGACAUCGCCAAGAGGAUACCCGUGCAGGCUGUGUGGGCCGGCUGGGGCCAUGCCUCCGAGAACCCGAAGCUGCCGGAACUCCUGCACAACAACAACAUCAGCUUCAUCGGGCCGGGGGAGUCGGCCAUGUGGGCGCUCGGGGACAAGAUCGCCUCCACCAUCAUCGCACAGAGCGCAAACGUGCCCACCAUGGCCUGGAGUGGCAGUGGGUUGAAGAUCGAGUGGAGUGAGGAGGCUCUGAAAGCUGGCAAGUCCAUCAAGGUUCCCCAGCAACUCUUCAAACAGGCAUGUGUGGAAACUGCCGAGGAAGGAAUCCAGAGUGCCACAGCGAUCGGGUACCCGGUGAUGAUCAAGGCUUCGGAGGGCGGCGGCGGCAAGGGCAUUCGCAAGGUCGAGACGGAGGACGAUUUCCCGGCCGCGUUCCGACAGGUGCAGAACGAGGUGCCGGGGUCGCCCAUAUUCAUCAUGAAGCUCGCGAAAAGUGCCCGUCACCUGGAGGUGCAGCUAUUGGCUGAUCAGUACGGGAACGCCAUCUCCAUAUUUGGGCGUGACUGUUCUAUCCAGCGAAGACACCAGAAAAUCAUCGAAGAAGCACCGACUACUGUGGCUCCUCCUGAUAUCUGGGACCGCAUGGAGAAGGCUGCAGUAGUCCUUGCUAAGAUGGUGGGCUAUGUCAGCACAGGUACCGUGGAGUACCUCUACAGCGAUGACGGAUCUUUCUACUUCCUCGAGCUCAACCCAAGACUGCAGGUUGAGCAUCCGUGCACAGAGAUGGUGGCAGACGUCAACCUUCCAGCUGCUCAGCUACAGGUUGCAAUGGGCGUGCCCCUGUACAGGAUAAAGGACAUCAGGCUGCUGUAUGGAGAGGACCCCUGGGGGGACUCUACCAUUGACUUCGACAGCCCAGUGCACAAGCCAGUGCCGAGAGGUCAUGUGAUUGCAGCCAGGGUCACCAGCGAAAACCCAGAUGAGGGUUUGAAGCCCAGCUCUGGGACAGUGCAGGAGCUGAAUUUCCGCAGCAGUAAGAACGUGUGGGGUUACUUCAGCGUGUCGGCCAGCGGAGGGUUACACGAGUUCGCGGACUCACAGUUUGGACACUGCUUCGCCUGGGGAGAGGACAGGGAUGAUGCUGUCUCGAACAUGGUGAUUGCGCUGAAGGAACUGUCCAUUCGGGGAGAUUUCCGCACAACUGUGGAGUACCUCAUCAAGCUCCUAGAGACCGACACCUUCCAGAACAACGCCAUCAGCACUGGCUGGCUGGACAGGCUCAUCGCUGAGAAAGUACAGGCAGAGCGCCCUGACACCAUGUUAGGUGUGAUCUGCGGAGCGAUGCAUGUAGCCGACCACCAGAUAAAGAGCGCCGUGGAUCACUAUCGGAUGUCGCUGGAGCGCGGACAGGUGUUGCCCCCGACAACGCUCACCAACACCGUCGAGGUCGAACUCAUCUUCGAGGGCUUCAAGUACUGCCUGGAGGUGACGCGGCAGUCCCCGAGCUCCUACUUCCUAGUGAUGAACAAAUCCACCAUUGAAGUGGACGUCCACAGGUUGAGUGAUGGUGGUCUCCUCCUGUCAUUCGACGGCAACAGCUACACGACCUACAUGAAGGAGGAGGUGGAUCGUUAUCGCGUCGUCAUUGGCAACAAGACCAUCGUGUUCGAGAAGGAGAACGACCCGUCUGUUCUCAGGUCCCCUUCAGCGGGAAAGCUGCUGCACUACAGUGUGGAGGACGGAGGUCAUGUGUUCAGCGGCCAGGCGUACGCAGAGAUAGAGGUCAUGAAGAUGGUCAUGGCCCUCACUGUCACAGAGAGCGGAUGCGUCCAUUUUGUAAAGCGAGCCGGAGCCAUCCUGAGUCCAGGCAGCGUUGUAGCUAACCUGGCCUUAGACGACCCCAGCAGGGUUCAGCAGGCCCAGGUCUACACCACAGGCUUCCCCACUCACCACUCGGUCGACCUGAAGGGAGAGAAAAUCAACCUCAUUUUCCAGGAUGCUCGGCAGAAGCUGGAGAAUGUAAUGCGAGGCUACUGCCUCCCAAACCCUUACUUCAGACAGAAGACCCAUGAGGCAGUGGAAACCCUGAUGCGUUGCCUGAGAGACCCCACGCUGCCACUACUGGAACUGCAGGAGGUUAUAUCCACCACCUCCGGCCGCAUCCCUGCACAGGUGGAGCGUUUAAUAAGGAAACACCUGGCCACCUACGCAUCCAACAUCACCUCCGUACUCUGCCAGUUCCCCAGUCAGCAGAUAGCGACAGUGAUUGACAGCCAUGCAGCCACCCUUCAGAAGCGGGCGGAGAGAGACAACUUCUUCCUGAACACGCAGACCAUCGUUCAGCUCGUGCAGCGAUACCGCAGCGGGAUCCGCGGGCACACGAAAACUGUUGUACAGGAUAUACUCAGGAUGUACCUCAGGACCGAGGCACAGUUCCAGCACGGCUCCUAUGACAAGUGUGUGGCUCUACUGAGGGAGAAGAACAAAGAUAACAUGGAGGAGGUUCUGGCCAGUAUCUUGACUCACUCUCAGGUUGGUAAGAUGAACCAGUUGGUGAUCAUGCUGAUUGACCACCUGUGCGAGCGAGAGCCGGGUUUGACCGAUGACCUCACCAGCAUCCUCAGCGAACUCACGACCUUGAACAAGACGGAAAACUCCAAGGUCGCCCUGCGAGCCAGACAGGUGUUGAUCGCAGCGCACCAGCCGUCCUACGAGCUUCGGCACAACCAGGUGGAGUCCAUUUUCCUGUCAGCCAUCGACAUGUACGGCCACCAGUUCUGCCCUGAGAACUUACAGAAACUGAUCAUGUCAGAGACGUCUAUAUUUGACGUUCUGCCGAGUUUUUUCUACCACACGAACCGCGUGGUGCGAAUGGCAGCUCUGGAGGUGUACGUGCGUCGGGCCUACAUCGCGUACGAAGUCAUGAGCCUGCAGCAUCAGCAGCUGUCAGACGAAACCUGCGCAGUCGAGUUCCAGUUCAUGCUGCCGGCUUCACACCCUAACAGAUGCCUUGCUCGUGCUUUGCUUCUGGAGAACCAUCUCCAUGGUGAUCUCCAUGGCGAUGCCCCGCCCGACGAUGCCCCGCCCGACAACACUGACCUUGACCUCCAUGUCAGACCUAGACAUCCGGCGCGUAAAAAGUACCCCCUGCUGAAGGUCAGCUCACUCAGCGAGGAUGCAGACGUGCCCGACAUGAGCAUUAGAGCCCCCCGGAAGGCCCUUGAUGACGGCACGCUGCCCCGAGUCGCGAGUUUGGGGGAGAACAUGAAUGACCUUGACCUUCCUCCGUGCCAGCGGAUGGGUGCCAUGGUCGCCUUUGACAGUUUCUCAGCUUUCACCAACCUGUUCCAGGAAGUGAUGUCGAUGUUCCGUGCAAGCCCCCCUCCCUCCCCCAGCUUCGACCGGAACAGCGCAGGGUUCCUGGACACAAAGGGAACCUCCGGCAUCUACGGCAGCAGCGACUCUCUCAGCAGCCUUAACGAACAGCAGGGACGUCCUAAGGCAUCAAGGUCACCUUCACUGGCUUCUCUUGGGACGGCAGGCACAGAUGAGCCGAUCCACAUUGUGAACGUCGCGAUCCGAUUGGCCCAGCACAUGGACAGCAACGACCUUUCUGACAUGUUCAAGGACUUCGCUCAGUCUAACCGUUCGGUGCUGUUUGACCGUGGGAUUCGGCGUGUGACUUUCGUCGUCCUUCAGGAGAGAGACUUCCCAAAGUUCUUCACCUUCCGAGCGCGAGACUUGUUUGAAGAAGACCGAAUCUAUCGGCACCUGGAACCGGCGCUCGCCUUCCAGCUCGAGCUCAACCGCAUGAGGACCUUUGACCUCACGGCGCUCCGAACAUCCAACCGCAAGAUGCACCUGUACCUGGGGGCAGCCAAGGUCGCUGAAGGUCAGGCAGUGACAGAUUUCCGCUUCUUCAUCCGAGCGAUCAUCCGACACUCUGACCUUGUCACCAAGGAAGCGUCCUACGAGUACCUGCAGAAUGAAGGGGAGAGGCUUCUGCUGGAAGCUAUGGAUGAACUGGAGGUUGCUUUUCAACAGCACGUGGACAAGAGGACUGACUGUAACCACAUCUUCCUCAACUUUGUACCAACCGUCAUCAUGGACCCAACUAAGAUCGAGGAGAACGUGCGUUCCAUGGUGAUGCGAUACGGCCACCGUCUGUGGAAGGUUCGGGUGACGCAAGCGGAGAUAAAGAUCAACAUCCGGCUGAACCACACCAGCCCCCCGGUCCCCAUCAGACUGUUCCUCAACAACGAGUCCGGUUACUACCUGGAUAUCAGCCUGUAUAAGGAGGUGGUCAACCCCAGGACUGGCCAGAUCAUGUUCCAAGGCUAUGGCGGAAAGCGCGGCCCCCUGAACGGGAUGUUACUGAACACACCCUACAUGACGAAGGACCAUCUGCAGGCAAAACGGUUCCAGGCUCAAUCCCUGGGCACAACCUACAUCUACGACUUCCCGGAGAUGUUCAGACAGGCUCUGCUGAAACUGUGGAAGCAGUAUGUGAGUCGGAGGGAGGGAGUCCAGGCGCCCGCUGACAACGAACUGCUGACCUGUACAGAGCUGGUUCUGGACAGCCAGUCGCAGCUGGUCGAAAUGAACCGGCAGCAGGGAGAAAACGACAUCGGGAUGGUCGCCUGGAAGAUGUUCCUCCGCACGCCCGAGUACCCCGAGGGUCGCGAGGUCAUCGUCAUCGGCAACGACAUCACCCACCUGAUUGGCUCGUUUGGGACUCAGGAGGAUGAACUUUUCAAGAGAGCCUCUGAGCUGUCUCGCUCCCUGGGCGUGCCCAGACUGUACAUCUCAGCGAACAGCGGAGCGAGAAUCGGUCUGGCCGAGGAGAUCAAACAUCUGUUCAAGAUCCGAUGGGAGGAUCCAGGAGAUCCAGACAAGGGCUUCCGAUAUCUGUACCUCACACCCGCAGACUACAAAAAGGUGAGUGGGCUGAACUCGGUCCAUGCGGAACAUGUGGAGGAUGACGGGGAGUCGCGUUACAAGAUCACGGCCAUCAUCGGUAAGGAUGAUGGGCUGGGAGUGGAGAACCUGCGAGGGUCGGGGAUGAUCGCAGGCGAAACUUCGCUCGCGUACGAGGAAGUCGUCACCAUCAGCCUGGUAUCCUGCCGGGCCAUCGGGAUCGGUUCGUACCUGGUGCGUCUGGGCCAGCGAGUUGUGCAGGUGGAAAAUUCCCACAUCAUCCUUACGGGAGCGCAGGCCCUGAACAAGGUGCUGGGGAGAGAUGUGUACACUUCCAACAACCAGCUGGGGGGCAUCCAGAUCAUGUACAACAACGAUGCUGGAGACCUGGAGGAGGGCUUCCGGCAGAAGCAUGAUGUAGUGGUGGGAUUUUCCUACUCCGCGCAGGGGUGCUUGGACUUCACAUUCUGA
This is a messenger RNA of Branchiostoma belcheri (Belcher's lancelet), 6081 nucleotides long. RefSeq names its product acetyl-CoA carboxylase-like. Gene Ontology annotation, molecular function: metal ion binding; ATP binding; acetyl-CoA carboxylase activity. The record is from RefSeq and is a predicted model, not a curated record. The transcript has 49 exons. Gene Ontology annotation, biological process: fatty acid biosynthetic process. NCBI's taxonomy places the organism in Eukaryota, Metazoa, Chordata, Leptocardii, Amphioxiformes, Branchiostomatidae. Bases 1 to 6081 code for a protein of 2026 amino acids.